Messenger RNA from Asterias rubens (European starfish), 4907 nucleotides. Its product is annotated as AP-1 complex subunit beta-1-like. The coding region runs from base 329 to 3184 and encodes 951 amino acids. Gene Ontology annotation, cellular component: clathrin adaptor complex; membrane coat. NCBI's taxonomy places the organism in Eukaryota, Metazoa, Echinodermata, Asteroidea, Forcipulatida, Asteriidae. The record is from RefSeq and is a predicted model, not a curated record. Gene Ontology annotation, biological process: intracellular protein transport; vesicle-mediated transport. The transcript is spliced from 19 exons. Gene Ontology annotation, molecular function: clathrin binding.
CCCUUUUAGUAAGUUUACCGCCAUUUUUCUCUUGGCUCAUACGCCAGUUGGGAGUGGUCUGCCAAGGCGUGACAAACUCUGACAGUAUACUGUUCAGCUUCAUCAAAGGUCUUAGCAUCCGUCACAAGAAGGUAGCAAUGAUUCCCAAAACUUGUCUAUGGACUGAUGCAGGACAUGCAUGGAUAUAUGAUCAGGAAAUGCGUCUGAAGGAGAGCUGAAACAGUGAAGUUUGCCGCCAUUUUGAGCGCCGAGUGAUAGCGUCUGAACACGGCAGGACGUGUCUAACCCAGCAAGUGCUUCUUCCCGGAUUUAAUUACAAAAGUUCAUCAUGACGGAUUCCAAGUAUUUCACAACGACCAAGAAGGGUGAGAUCUAUGAGUUAAAGGCAGACCUAAACAGCGACAAGAAGGAAAAGAAGAAAGAAGCUGUGAAGAAAGUUAUCGCUAGUAUGACGGUCGGCAAGGAUGUUAGCUCCCUCUUUCCUGAUGUGGUGAACUGCAUGCAAACUGACAACCUGGAGUUGAAGAAACUUGUGUAUCUCUACUUGAUGAACUACGCCAAGAGCCAGCCUGACAUGGCUAUUAUGGCAGUCAAUACAUUCGUCAAGGACUGCGAGGACACCAACCCACUGAUUCGUGCUCUAGCAGUGCGCACCAUGGGCUGCAUCCGAGUGGAUAAGAUCACAGCAUACCUGUGUGACCCGCUGCGUAAAUGCCUGAAGGAUGAAGACCCCUACGUGCAGAAAACUGCCGCAGUAUGUGUAGCUAAGCUGUAUGAUAUCAACCCACAGCUUGUUGAGGAUCAGGGAUUUAUUGAUCAACUGAGGGACCUUUUGACUGCAUCAAACCCAAUGGUGGUCGCUAAUGCCGUGGCAGCCCUGUCUGAAAUCAACGAUGCCUCCCCAUCUGGCACUACCCUGUUCGACCUGAAUUCUCAAACCAUUAAUAAACUGCUGACUGCAUUGAAUGAGUGCACAGAAUGGGGUCAGAUCUUCAUCUUGGAUUCUCUGUCCAACUACACUCCUAAAGAUGACCGAGAGGCUCAAAGUAUCUGUGAACGAGUCACUCCCAGACUGGCUCAUGCUAACGCUGCUGUGGUGCUCUCAGCUGUUAAGGUCCUGAUGAAGUUCAUGGAGAUGAUGCCAGUUGAUGGGGAGUACCUGACCACCCUAACCAGGAAGCUAGCUCCCCCUCUUGUUACCCUACUCUCUGCUGAGCCUGAAGUGCAGUAUGUAGCCCUCAGAAACAUCAAUCUGAUUGUACAGAAGAGGGCAGAGAUCCUGAAGCAUGAAAUGAAAGUGUUCUUCGUCAAGUACAACGAUCCCAUCUAUGUUAAGCUUGAGAAGCUGGACAUCAUGAUCCGUCUGGCUUCCCAGGCUAACAUCGCCCAGGUCCUGGCUGAGCUCAAGGAGUAUGCUACAGAGGUUGACGUUGACUUUGUCCGCAAGUCAGUACGAGCUAUCGGACGUUGUGCCAUCAAAGUUGAGCAAUCUGCUGAGCGGUGUGUGAGCACUCUCCUUGACCUCAUCCAGACAAAGGUCAAUUAUGUGGUCCAGGAAGCCAUUGUUGUGAUCAAGGACAUCUUCCGCAAGUACCCCAAUAAAUAUGAGAGUAUUAUCGCAACAUUGUGUGAGAACCUGGACACUUUAGAUGAACCUGAGGCUCGAGCUUCCAUGAUUUGGAUUAUCGGAGAAUACGCUGAGCGAAUUGACAACGCUGAUGAGCUCCUGGAGAGUUUCCUGGAAGGGUUCCAUGAUGAGAACACACAGGUGCAGCUUCAGCUCUUGACUGCCAUUGUUAAGCUGUUCCUCAAACGUCCAACAGAUACUCAGGAGUUGGUACAACAGGUGUUGAGUCUUGCGACACAGGACAGCGACAACCCUGAUCUCCGAGACCGUGGCUACAUCUACUGGCGCCUUCUCUCAACAGACCCAGCGGCUGCUAAGGAUGUCGUCCUCGCCAACAAACCUCUUAUCUCAGAGGAGACAGAUCUCAUUGAGCCAACCUUGCUGGAUGAACUCAUAUGUUACAUUGGUAGCCUGGCCUCUGUCUACCACAAACCACCGAGUGCAUUCGUGGAGGGUCGCAAUGCAACAAGAAGAGUUCUACCAACACGAACACCAGGGUCUGGUUCCACAUCCCCUGAGAGUGAGACUGCUGCAGCAAUGCCAGCCACGCCAGCCACCACAAUCAUUCCGGAGGCCCAGCCUAUCCACCAAAGUGAUCUCAUUGGGGAUCUACUUGGUAUGGACUUGGGUCCCCCUGCUCCUACACCUCCUAUGUCUGCCAUGACAGCACAACCCAUGAUGGGUGGUGGUAGCCUGGACUUAAUCGGAGGAGGUCUAGAUAGCCUGAUCGGAGGUCCAGCCAUGGGUCAACCAGUACCACAACAACAACCAAUGAUGGGUGGUGGUGGUAGCAUGGGCACAAUGGGUGCCCUAGGAGAUAUCUUCAGUCUGGCUGCGGGACCUGGUCUGGUACCAGGCAUGUACGUCGAACCAAAAACAGAAUGGCUUGCAGCCUCUAAAGGCAAGGGUCUAGAGAUCAAGGGGACGUUCAGUCGCCGGCAAGGUCAACUCUGCAUGGACAUGACAUUAACCAAUAAAGCCAUGCAACAGAUGAGUCAGUUUGCAAUACAGCUCAAUAAGAACAGCUUUGGUUUAGUGCCAGCUCAACCAUUGAACGUUCCGAGUCCACUCAACAUGAACCAAUCUUUAGAUGUGACGUUACCACUGAAUUCCAACGGCCCUGUACAGCGUAUGGAGCCCAUUGCAAGCCUUCAGGUUGCAGUCAAAAACAACAUUGAUGUCAUGUAUUUCAGUGCUCUAGCUUCCAUCAAUGCACUGUUCCUAGAGACUGGCGAAAUGGAAGAAAAGCGUGAUUUUCUGACGGAGUGGCAGAAGCUACCUGCAGCGAAUGAAGUCCAGUUUCCAAUUGAAGUACCAAUGACUGCUGAUGAAGUGGUGCAGAAAUUACAAACCAACAACAUCUUCACUGUAGCAAGACGGCACUUGGAUGGCCAAGACAUGCUGUACCAGUCACUGAAGUUGCCCAAUAAUAUCUGGGUUCUGAUUGAGCUGAAGAUGCAGCCAGGAGUUUCGUCAGCGACGCUUUCUUUGAAGUGUCAACUGGUAGACAUUUCCCAAAUGGUCCAUGUGAGUUACAAAGCCAUUCUGCAGAAUUGAAGAAGCCGCUCAGCCAGUAAUCUUGUUUGUCUGUGUAUAUCAUGAUAUAGCGGGCUGGGACACUUUGAAAACGGGACUACUGCUCACCUGUUUUUUAUUUAGUGGUAACCAAAUAUCCUUGUUUCAAUGUUAGAUAUUAAAUUGUGUUGAUGCCUUGUGCCUCCACCCUCUCACUACCCAUCCCUUGAUCCCUGGUUAUAAGGCAGCUACAGUUUGAAUAGCCUCUGUCUGGCACCCCCAUAUUAAGAUAUUGAUAGAAAAGGGAGAUCCCCAACAUUGGGGUAAAUAUAGUAAGUUUUGUGUUAGACCACUGGCACAUUCAUCUGGAGAUUGCAGGUUCAAAUCCCAGCCCAGUCAAUUUGUCUUUAUUUAAACCAAAAUUAUAAGAAAAACACAGUUAAGCUACGACUGUAUAAGAAGUUAGGUGUUUGCUCAGAAUUGAAAUGACCUGUUAAAAACAAGUUGUUGCAAAGUUUCUCGCACUUAUACAUUUUUUAGUUGUGUAUAUUUCUCAAAAAUCAAGAAACAAAGUCUGGGAGUGUUCUUUGUAAUACACAUUAUACCCCAUAAAAUAUUUGCAUAUAGUACUCCUGUACACUGUAGAAUCAUCCUUCAGAUCAAGCCACAUAAUGGUGAUUCUGAAAAUCCAUUUAAACUGUUCUGUAAUUAUAUACAACUAUGUUAUGUAAACACAUGUAACAAUACUGUGGACACCUCCAUAUCUAGUUCAUAACACAACUCUGCAUCAGUAGAAUUCCUGUAUAUCAAAUGAAAUGCCACUUAUUUGUGGUGCCGGGUCAUUGGGUUUUCCUUUGUGAGCUUGGCAUUAUGAAGGCUCUUUUCAUAUAAUGCAUGCUUGGUGUUCUGCAAAUAUUUGCGCAUAAAAGUGUUGGCACACUGUUUUGUAAUCAUGAAGAAAACAGUGCUCUCAGAGUUUGGGAUUCAGCAAUUCUCAACUCAAACCCAUUAUUCAGCCCUGAAGUGCUGCUCAGUGAAUUUGAGUUGGAUUUAUAGACAAAAUACUAUUGUUUCUCACUGCCUGAGAUUUAUUUGUAUAUGGAAACUUCUGUGCUUAAACAACGGCUUUUGAAGAAGAAAAAAAAAAUCAUUUUUGAAUAUUGGUUUUUGUCACAUUGUGGAUUGCGACCCUUAUCAUAGAUGAUUAUAUCAUUCCCAAAUUUAUAUGAUUAAAAAAUCAGGAUCCAAUGUGCUCUUGAAUCAAGGUUAAAAACAGCAUAUUAAGAAUACCAAAAUGUAACAACUAUGUUGAGAGAACGUCUAUAAAGCAGUUUUAUACCAACAUUGAAUAAUGUUGUGCCAUUCCAAACGGCAGAUUUAGGACCAUUAAAGGGCAAUGCUCCACAUUUUAUACUGCUUUAAGGGGUUCCCCCUCACACCUUUUCAAAUUCCCAUUCUGGAUUUGGAUCUGCCUAUGGACCAUCAUUUUAUGCUGUUCCUAACCUUAACUAUUAUGUGCUUAAUUAUUACUUUAGAAAUUGAAUGUCUUUGUAGUCUUCGACCCCGCAUAUUGUAUAUUAUUAAUAUGGUAAACUAUUGUAAAAGUAUUAAAAUGAAUGAAUAAACCCUAGUAGCUAAACUCUAUGAUGGAAAUCUUUAAUAAUGUCGCUGUGGGGGCAGGCUAGUCAAAAGUCUUAACAGCUAGGAUAGGUCGCGGUAAGAUUGUGGUAUAUUUUUAUUAAAAGUUACGUUUGGCGAUCAUGCU